AUGCGUUGGACUCUAGCUGGAUGCUAUGGGCUUGCUCUGAUAACUCUGUCAGUUGGCCUGCAGAUCAGCCAGAGGCCUCGCUUUUACGGUGUCAAAGUUGGCCAACUUGUCCCGAUUUACUGCAAGUCCUCGGGUCUGGACCCCAACAGAACCGUGUACUGGUACAAGGCCGACAAGUACGAUACAAAGAAGAUCCAGAUUCAGGAGGAUGAAAGGAUUCACUUUCAAGAAAGUGAAGGGAUCCAAAACGCUUUCCUUCUGCUCAAAAAUCUCCAAAUUGAGGACAGUGGAGUGUACUUCUGUAAAAGAAACUCACAAUAUGGGCCUGGAACUGCACUACAAGUAGUGAGGAACGUUGACCCGUUUCAGGCCCAGUACAGGUCUCAGAUGAAGGACGGCCUGAUGGUCCUGCAGGGUCUGGUGCUGGCUACCUGUGUUGCUGCCAUCCUGCUGCGCAAACAACAACUGCAUUCAAAAAGAAGAGACAGCCUCUACGAAGAGCCUGAAAACGACCACAUUUAUGAGGGUUUGGCGAUUGAGACGUGUGGAGGAGAGCUGUACGAGGAGCUUUCUGCGUACGCUCAGCCUGAAGGAGCCGAGGCGCCGUGGGAAUAA
Messenger RNA from Nematolebias whitei (Rio pearlfish), 615 nucleotides. RefSeq names its product CD79b molecule, immunoglobulin-associated beta (gene cd79b). The record is from RefSeq and is a predicted model, not a curated record. The transcript has 5 exons. Gene Ontology annotation, cellular component: external side of plasma membrane; B cell receptor complex. Lineage: Eukaryota; Metazoa; Chordata; Actinopteri; Cyprinodontiformes; Rivulidae. Gene Ontology annotation, biological process: B cell differentiation; B cell receptor signaling pathway. Bases 1 to 615 code for a protein of 204 amino acids.